GAGAGUGAUGUUAAGGAAUUAGUGAAAGAUCAGGUUUUCAUAGAUUUGGAUGCCCCUAAAGGGGUGUUGACAUUGGCAGGAAUGACCCAUGAGAUAAUUGGAUUGAAAUCAAUAAUGGAGAAAAUUUUAGAGAGAGCAACAAAACAAAUUGAGAGAGAGAAGAACAGUGUGACAGAGUACAUGGAGAUUUCUCCUGCCAUGUACUCCCUGCUUGAACAAGAUGGCCUGAAAAGUGCUGUUUCUCCAGACCUGCACAUUGACUACAACAAAAACUUUAACAGAUUAGAUUUAUCAGGUCUUCAUACAGAAAUUCUCAUUUUCAAGAACUGGGUCCUUGAGAAGAAUAUAAAUAUGAAACAGAAGCACCUACAGAUUAACUGUUCAAUCCUGGAGUUCCUGAGAUCAAUGGAUUGUAAUGAAAUGUCCAUAGAUCUCUUCAUAUCUCAUGGAAUAACUGCUGUCUACACAAUCGAAAAUGGAGAUGUUGUUGUGGUUGGAAGUACAGAAAGAGCACUUGCUGAGGCAGAGAAGAGGGUGAAUACAGUUCUCACAACCAAAGACCUCACUGUAGAAGAUCAGGGUGUCCUUCAAAUGCCAGCGUGGCAGGAUCUCAAAAAGCAAUUGCACGAAUUGUUCAAUACUUCCAAAAAGACAUCUGUGAUUAUACAUUUAUCUAAACAGAAAGACAAAGUAAUGGUGACUGGAUUCAGAGAACCGGUGAUGGAGGUCAGUGAGAACUUAGGAUGUUUCAUUGAGAAACACACUAGAAUUGAAGAAACGGUUCGUGUCAAAUCACAUGCCGCGGUUGAAUUCAUAAAAGUCCGAAAAUCACAAGACUGCCAGCAUUUUAUUAAGUCUGAUGAGGUGAAAGUCCGUUUUGAUUCAAAGAGACCCUGGAUCAAACUGUCUGGACAGCGUACAUUUGUUCAGCCAGCUAUGACUCUGCUUAAAAGGUUGGCAGAUGCUCUCUACACAGACACACUGAUAAUUAAAAAGGCAGGAGCAAAGAAGUACUUCAUGGAGCAGGGUAAAAUGAUGCUUUUAAUGCUGUUGAAGGAAAAAAGAUUUGUGGUGGUUCUUCAAGAAGAUGAUUUGCUGGAAGAGGAGGAAGAUGCAUUUACUGAAGGUAGUUUUGAAGAUAUUGGUCAGGUCUCUUGUGAGGUUCAGAUGCCAGGUGGAGUAACUGUUACUGUCAGGAAGGUGGAUAUUUGCAAGAUCAAUGUUGAUGCUGUGGUCAAUGCUGCUAAUGAAGAUCUGAAGCACAUUGGUGGUGUAGCUUUAGCACUUCUCCAAUCUGCUGGACCAAGUCUGCAGCAAACCUGUGACCAACACACAAAAGCAAAUGGGGCUCUGAAGCCUGGAGAAGCUAUCAUCACUGAUGCUGGUCGUCUUCCCUGUAAAUAUGUAGUGCACGCUGUUGGACCUCGCUUCAACGAUUCAGACAGACGCACCACUGUUCAAUGCCUAAAACGUGCUGUGAGGGAAAGUCUGAACCAGGCGUCAAGCAGAAACUGCUCCUCUAUUGCAAUUCCAGUUAUUAGCUCAGGGGUAUUUGGUUGUCCUCUUGAUCUUUGCACUGAAUCGAUAGCUAAGGAGGUGUGUGAGUACAUCAAAUAUCAUAACCACAGAGGCUCCAAUAGCACAUUAACUGAAAUUCACUUGGUUGACAAUAAUGGCAGUACUGUGAAUGCCAUGACUCAAGCUGUCAGAAAGGAGUUUGCUGCUUAUAACCCCAAAAUGACUUUCCCUUAUCAAGCCAAACCCCAUGGGCAUAGUGGCUAUGGACAAGGCUAUCGUUUAAAUAGUCGUGGAAACUAUGGUCAAAUAGACCAAGAUUUUGAAGUUGUCAAAGUUCGUGGUAAUAGAGACUUUGAAGACGAAGCACACUGGAGAAGAGAAACUUCCAGCUAUGGUGGCAGACCAGAUAUAUCUGAAGGAUUGAGUGUUCUUAAGACCAAAACUACACAAGAGGGACUAAAAAUCAUUCUGAGCAAAGGGAACAUCCAGGAUGCGAGUGCCGAUGUCAUUGUAAACACUAUAUCGGAGGACUUGGACCUCAGUAAAGGUGCCGUCUCAAAAGCACUCCUACAGACUGCUGGUCAUCAGCUCCAGUCAGAAAUCACCAGAGCUGCUCACUCAAACAAUGUGAAUUAUGGUGAAAUGGUCAUCACAGAUGGUUAUAAACUGAAAUGUUCCAAGGUCCUCCAUGUUGUUUGCCCAUUUUGGCAUGGUGGACAAAACUCAGCAGAUAAGGUACUCAUUCAGAUCAUUAGAGAUUGUCUGAGAACAGCAGAAACGCAAGGAAUGGCUUCAAUCUCCUUCCCAGCAAUUGGGACUGGGAAUCUUGGCUUUCCUAAAGAUUUGGUGGCCAGAAUCAUGCUGACAGAAGUCCAGAAAUUUAAUUUCACAAACCUUCAAGAGGUAACUGUGAUUGUACACCCUUCUGACAAGGAGAGUAUAGAGUGCUUUACUAGCAUCUUUAGACAUGGGAUUCAGGGUCCCAUCAUAAAAGGAGCACAUCGACAUCUCAUGCCUAAAAUGAAUCUUUUUGCCAAAUCAGCUCAGACCUCUGGGGUCAUUGGCAAAGUCUCCUCUCCCUCUCUUGGGGUGCACACUAUGCAGCUGGAUCAGGUGACUCUGGAGGUUUCAUCAGGAGACAUAACUAAAGAAAAAACUGAUGCCAUUGUCAACUCCUCAAAUCAGACAUUUUCACUGAAAGCAGGAGUAUCCAAGGCCAUUUUAGAUGCUGCUGGAGUGCAAGUUGAACAAGAAUGUUUACAGAUGGUGGGAUCAUCAACUAUACAGCAAACAGAGAUUGUGACCUCAUCCGGGCAGCUUCCAUGUGGAAACAUCAUCCAUGUUAUUGGACGCAAUAGUCCAUCUGACAUCAAGGAUGUUGUUUUGUCUGUUCUGAAGUUAUGUGAGUCACGGAAGAUUACUUCUGUUGCCUUCCCAGCUCUUGGCACUGGUCAGGGAGGUGCAAAUCCAGCGGAUGUUGCAGAUGCAAUGGUUGAUGCAGUUGUCGACUUUGUAAAGAAAAAGAAACCGGUGCAUGUAAGGCUUUUGAAGUUUCUUAUAUUCCAGACAAACAUGGUGGCAGACUUCCACCAAAGCAUGAUCAGAAGAACUGGUGAGAAAGUAGAGGAGGAAAAAGGUCUGCUUACCAAAAUUAAAGACUUCUUCUCGUUGGGAAAUUCAGACUCUCCUGCAAAUGAAGAGUUUGUAGUUGUUGGUGAAGAAAUUGAGCCAGCGGUGUUUCAGCUGUGUGGGGAGACACCAGAGGACUUGAGUGAAGGCAAGGACAUGAUCAACAGCAUGAUAUUACGGGAGCAUGUGACUAUCCCAUUCCAUGAUCCAGCCAUUACUCAUUUCACCAAGGAGGAUGGAGAAACGCUGAACGCCAUGCAGAGGGAGCUCACAGUCAGUGUCCGGCUUGAGAAGAAAGGCCGAGACUCUGUCAUCACACUGGAGGGUCUGACAAGAGACGUUCACACUGCAGAGAGUCGUAUUCGGGACAUGAUCAGAAAGGUGGAAAGGAAUGAAAACCGAAGGCGUGAGGCUUUUUUCAUUAGCAGUGUGGUUCAGUGGCAAUAUCAGGAAAAUGGCCGGAGCAUCAAAAACUUUGAUAUAUUGACCAAUUAUGACCUGGAACAGGCCUUUCAGAAGAAACAGCCUUCAGUGAAAAUCAAGAUUAAUAAUGUUGAAUAUGAAGCCGAUUUAGUUCGCAAAGUGGCCACAAAAGGGAGUCUAAGGAUUGAGCUGAACAGAGUAGAUCUGGAAGUUGCAGCUCAAAGAUCUUUGCCUUCAGACUGGGAGGACAUGAAAGGACAGUCGGUUGUUCUUGUAAAACUCACAGCAGGCUCAAAAAAAUAUGCAGAAGUGGAGAAAGAGUUCACAAGCACCGGACUAUCCAGUAACAGUAUCAUUACAAUUGAAAGAGUCCAAAACAGUGCACUUUGGAGAAACUACAUGAUCAAAAAGGAGGAACUGGAAGACAAAAACAAACACACGAAAAAUGAAAAGCGUCUCUUCCACGGCACUGGCCCUGAUAAGACAGAUCAGAUCAACAAUCACGGCUUCAAUCGCAGCUUCGCUGGCAUGCAUGGAACCAUGUAUGGGAAUGGUUCAUAUUUUGCUGUGGACCCAAAAUACUCAGCCCAAGGCUACUCUAAACCUGAUAUCAACGGACACAAACGCAUGUACUUCGCCAGGGUGCUUGUUGGAGAUUUCACUCAAGGAAAACAAGGCCUUCCUGUUCCCCCUGCGAAGAGCUCCAAUAGUGCUGAUCUCUAUAACAGUGUGACUGACAACAUGAACAACCCAACCAUGUUUGUGAUCUUCAACGAUGUACAGGCUUACCCAGAAUACCUAAUCACUUUCCAGUAAUUAUUAUGAGAUCUCAAUUUCUGUCAGUUAGUGUUUUUGUUGCUAUUUUGAUGAAGCUGAAAACAAUAUAAAAUGUUUACAAGCAGGAAUUACAGAAAAUGAUAGAAUAAUCUUUGCUGUGUAAAUAAAAAAAAAUUAAUAUGAGAGAACCGUAAACCUCCUACUUUUGUGGUUUAAUCUUACGGUUCUCUUCUAACCUUAUAGGGUUAAUCAGCAACAGUUUAUUUUUAUCCUGCUAAUUUAACAUAUUGAGUAAAAGCCUACUAAAGAAAAUGGGUUCAAGCUGAGCAUUUCUGUUUUACAGUGGAGUGAAAGACCACUGUAAGACCACAUCUGAUUAAAAUGAAAUUAAGUAACAUUAAAUUUAGCAAAAGUCUUGACUGAAAUACCAUUUAGCACAUAAAGCAUUCUUUGAAACCUACUUUAAUCAUUUCAAAUAAACCUCAUUUAAUGUUACUAAUUACACUGCAUCACAUAAUGUUGCAGUUAACUGCUAGAAUGACAUUUUUUGAGAUUUGUGUUUAUGUGAACAGUAAAUAUACUUUUUUGUUCUUAAAAUUUUAGCUCAGAGACAUCCAUGUUUCAGAAUACACUGGAUACAAAAAUAUAUGUUUAAAUGUUACAUUGGUUUAUAAAUGUUACAUCUUGUUUAUUGAAUUCAUGAAUUGUUGCCCUGACACGAGGAAAAUUCUGCCAUGACUGUGCUAACCAAAUCAUUAAUUUACUUGCUCUAAAUGCGUGUGUCCUAGAAAGAGCAUAGUAUGAUUAAAUAUCUAUAUUUGUUGCUUCACAGUGACGGGGCUCAGUAACAAAUAUUCAUCAGGAAAAGCCACUCGCUUAAUUACGCUGCAUGUUCAUGCAGGGCUUUUCUUUUUUGUGUGCAGAGGCCCUUUGCUGGAGAUGAAGUAAAUAGUGUUGCAGACAACACUUAAGAAUCCAUUAUUUAUUAGAGAGCAAAUCUGCGGUCCUAAUAGAAAUGAUUUGAAUGCGCUUGAAAAUUCAGUGAUGAUGCAUACAAGGCAUAGUAAUAAAAACAUUCAAGACUUUACUGAAAACAUUUGCCCACCCCUAGCGCUGCCCCUGAUCUCCACUAUACUGCAGUGGUGAUUUGCUUUAAUAGUCGAACCUUCUUCUCUUUGUUUAUGGAUUUAAUAUAUGUAGCCAAACAAAGAUGAAUGACAUGAAACAGACUUGUCCUGCAAAGAGUAUGGGUGUUCAUCCCAACGUUUAGUUGAAAGACAGGCUAAGUGCACUUUGUUGGCCUCAUGACAUGAUGACAGAGACUCAAAGUGUACGAUAAGAGACCUGCAGGUAGGCUUAGUUGAAGGUAGGCCAGUCAGACGAAUUAAAGGUCUAUCAUAACUUACAGGUUUCAAACCUGAUUAUACGCACGCUGUCUUUCUUGGUGUUACCAGACUGAUCAAAUUCAAAGUAGUAACCAGCCGUAUUAUAUUGGAAGACCAGACACUUCACUGGUAAUAGAAAAUCACAUCAGAAACAUUCAGCCUUCACAUUUCUUUACCCAUGCGAGAAGUUCAGAUGUUGGAGGGCAUCAGGAUGGAGAGCUUAGUUGUUUUUUUUAUUUUUUAUUUUUUAUUUGCAUUUGCACUUGAUAGUGUGCUUUAUUGUUGGUAUUUGAAACAUCUGACUACUGGUUUCAGCUUUCUUCCUUCUUUUAAAGGUGUCUGUCUCCCCAGAGGAAAUAAAUAAAGCAGACGUCAUGCUUUUUCAAUUUGUCAUAAAAUUUCAGUUACUUUAUUGAGAGACAGCCAUGACUUUUAAUGUACAUCUUUUCUAGUGUGGGGUCCACUGUUGGCAUACUUUGCUUUAGUUUUUUGAAUGUGUAAGACCUGAAAUGAUCUCCCCAUGAAACCAAACCUCAGGAAGUUGAACAAAACAGAUGCCAUGCAACAAAAUAAUAAAAAUAAUCUGGAGAAGAUAUGAUAUAUAUCUGUUGUUUUUCCCUUCAGGUUUAGUAUCGUUCUAAAGGUCUCCGUGCGAUUGGUAAAAUAGUCUCAAUUUCACAGCAGUCACUUAUAUUAUGAAAAAGAUUGAAAACAUUUGAAGAAUUCUGCUCUGCUGCUGAGGGUUGUGUCCUCCUCAGGGUCUCUGGUGAGAAUGUUUUCCCUUCUCCAGCCAGGUAUGGCCCUUGGGUCACGAGAUCCUAACAAACCAAAAGGUCUUAAAUCUUAGAUUGUAAGAUUUAUUUGUUCUGGUCUGGAUAUAAAAGUGAAAUGAAAAAACAUCUCGGGAUCCUGUAACCAGAAAACCCUCACAAAGUGUCUGUGAGUCUCCGGAGCUCUGCGCUAGAACUCUCACAUACUGCUGUGUGUUUCCCUGCUCUCAGUUGUGCAUUUCUUUUUAUUUUCAAAUGUGUAAUUGUGUUAAACACAUUGUACUCAUACAACUCCCUUUAUAGUUGUUUGUUCUACUACAUGUGCACACAGACUAGUUGAGUUUAUUCUUUAAAACACGAUUGCUUUGCUGUUGGUGUUGUUUGAAAUAGUUAGGUAAAAGGUUGCAUGUCAUGCCAUGUGGCUACAAUGUGAUUCACAAUUGCAUUGUCCUAUCUGAAUUGACUUCUAAUUGUUUAAUUGUGUAAUUGGCAUGAUGCAUUCUUACCUGCAAAUAAAAUGUUAUA
Messenger RNA from Sinocyclocheilus anshuiensis, 7027 nucleotides. RefSeq names its product poly [ADP-ribose] polymerase 14-like. NCBI's taxonomy places the organism in Eukaryota, Metazoa, Chordata, Actinopteri, Cypriniformes, Cyprinidae. Gene Ontology annotation, biological process: negative regulation of gene expression; protein poly-ADP-ribosylation. The coding region runs from base 82 to 4386 and encodes 1434 amino acids. The record is from RefSeq and is a predicted model, not a curated record. Gene Ontology annotation, cellular component: nucleus; cytoplasm. Gene Ontology annotation, molecular function: transcription corepressor activity; NAD+ poly-ADP-ribosyltransferase activity. The transcript is spliced from 12 exons.